AUAUGGGCUUAGACCGUCUUGACUUCCAUGUCAUCAACCUUUCUUCUUCUUUUUCUUUCUCUGUAAGAAACUUUGCAGAGAUCUCUCACAUCUUAGAAAAUCUAGGGUUUCAGAAUUUUCUGGAAUCCAAGAGCGAGUAACAACAAUGGCGAGCCAUAUAAUAUCUGGAUUCAAAGAGACCGUUCAGUCGAUCACCGGAGCAGCUCGUCCGUGGCGUGAUUUUCUGGAUCUCUCCGCCUUCAGCCUCCCGUCCUCCGUCGCCGACGCCACCACCCGCGUCUCACAGAACCUCACACAUUUCCGUAUCAACUACUCUAUCAUCCUCUUCUUCCUCCUCGCAGUAACCCUAAUCACACGCCCGAUCGCGAUCCUCGCCUUCAUCUCUGUAGGCUUCGCCUGGUUCUUCCUCUAUUUUGCUCGCGAGGAGCCUCUCACGAUAUUCGGCUUCUCCAUCGACGACGGCAUCGUGGCGGUGCUCCUCAUCAGUCUGACGAUUGCCGCGCUCGUCACCACCGGAGUCUGGCUGCAGGCUCUCUCCACCGUCGGAUUCGGCGUCCUGCUCGUGAUCCUGCACGCCGCGCUCAGAGGAACGGAAGAUCUAGUGGACGAUCUCGAAUCACCGUACGGACCGAUGCUCUCCGGCGCCGGCGGCGACAACGAUGGCGCGCGUGGAGAUUACAGCGGUAUAUGAUCAAUUCCUUAUUUGGUCGAUGCACAUUUGGGGAUCUAGUUUUUUACACUCCGAAUUGGACAUGUAAAUCCGAAGUGGUUGUGCCAUAGACAACAUUGCUGAAGCAAACGGAUGGUUCAGAAGGAACAAACUGUUCAAAAACUAAACCAGAUUCAAACCGGUUCCUCUCAAUCCCCCCCGGUCCGGUUUGACAUGCAUACA
This is a messenger RNA of Tarenaya hassleriana, 892 nucleotides long. Its product is annotated as PRA1 family protein D-like. Bases 146 to 691 code for a protein of 181 amino acids. Gene Ontology annotation, biological process: vesicle-mediated transport. The transcript has a single exon. Gene Ontology annotation, cellular component: Golgi apparatus; endoplasmic reticulum. NCBI's taxonomy places the organism in Eukaryota, Viridiplantae, Streptophyta, Magnoliopsida, Brassicales, Cleomaceae. The record is from RefSeq and is a predicted model, not a curated record.